Molecule: messenger RNA, 1560 nt
Organism: Lachancea sp. 'fantastica'
Lineage: Eukaryota; Fungi; Ascomycota; Saccharomycetes; Saccharomycetales; Saccharomycetaceae
Source: the annotation of a GenBank genome assembly
AUGCUCAAUAGAGCAGCUGGCACUUUUGUUAGAAGAAAAAUGACAUCGAAGCUUACUCUUACCAAGGUCGAGCAAAAUGUGUGCUCGCUAUUAAAAGACUACAGUCGCGAGUAUAAUCAGCAGAACAAACUUGCGGAGCCAUUGGUUCUUCGAAUCACCGGAGGCUGGGUUCGUGACAAAUUAUUGGGUUUGAGCUCCCAUGAUUUAGACAUAGCCGUGAACACUAUGUCAGGCGAGCAAUUUGCACUAGGACUCAGCGAUUUCUUGACUAGAAACCAUAAAACUUAUGGAAUAACUCCACAUUCAAUUCAUAAGAUUGACAAAAAUCCCGAAAAAUCAAAACACUUAGAAACGGCCACCACAAAACUCUUUGAUAUCGAAGUGGAUUUUGUGAAUUUGAGAUCUGAAGAGUAUUCUAACGAGUCCCGCAUCCCAAUCGUUGAAUUCGGGACUCCAGAACAAGAUGCUCUUCGACGCGAUGCUACUUUGAAUGCUUUGUUCUAUAAUAUCCAGCGCGAUGAGAUCGAAGAUUUCACCAAAACGGGAUUACAAGACUUGGAAAAAGGUGUUUUGCGCACACCUUUACCACCUCUUCAAACUUUCCUAGACGACCCCUUAAGAGUGCUGCGUCUCAUAAGAUUCGCUUCUCGAUUUGGUUUUUCAAUCGAUUCUGAAACUUAUCAGGCUAUGCAAGUUCCGGAAAUCAACAAAGCGCUGGAAGCGAAGAUAUCUCGCGAAAGAGUUGGAAUUGAGGUCCAAAAAAUAUUGCAAGGACAAGAUCCAUUACGCGGGCUAAAACUUAUACAAGAAGCAGGCCUGGACAAUGUUAUAUUUUACUGGCAUAGUGAUCCUGUUGUGAUUGAAUACAACGCUCAAAUGACGGAAAUGAGUGAGCACAACCAGGCUUACGCUAAUUUGAACCAGCAUAUUGCCAAAGUGCUCGAAAAGCUGCCGGGUCUUAUCGAAACUUUACCCACCUUAGCACAGCGGUGGAAAGAAAGUGCGACAUUCAAGCAGGACUUCAUUCUGAGCGUUUUGCUGGCUCCAUUCAGGGGGAUCAAAAUUGUUUGGAAUCCUCAGAAGGCAUUGAAACGUGAAAUUUCUCUAUCUGAGAGUAUUGUGAAAGAUGGACUGAAGCUUGGUAAAAACGAUUCCGAUCUUAUCGGAAGAUGUGUCGAGACGCAUCUUGCAUAUCACAAUAUGGUUUUAGAGUAUCAAAGUAUGGCGAGAAGUGAAAUCGGCAUGUUGCUUCGCGACUACAAAGGUCAAUGGGAACUGGCUCACCUGGCGAACUUGACCCUUGCAUUUUGUAAUGAAGAGACGCAUUUGGACCGAUAUCAACAGUUUUCCAAAUUCAUUUUCGAACACAACUUGGAGGACUCACAUUUACUGAGACCGUUGAUAGAUGGUAAGACUUUAUCGAAGCAGCUGGGAAUCAAGCCUGGUCCUUGGAUGAGUCAUGUUGUUACAGAUAUGAUCAAAUGGCAGUACGACAACCCCACUGGGGACAAGGAUGAAUGUCUGGAAUAUGUGAGACUUAUUUUACCAAACUACGUUUAG